Molecule: messenger RNA, 3592 nt
Organism: Rhododendron vialii
Lineage: Eukaryota; Viridiplantae; Streptophyta; Magnoliopsida; Ericales; Ericaceae
Exons: 6
Coding region: 122-3298 (1058 amino acids)
Biological process (GO): SCF-dependent proteasomal ubiquitin-dependent protein catabolic process
Cellular component (GO): SCF ubiquitin ligase complex
Source: RefSeq, a predicted model, not a curated record
CCUUCUCUCACUUACCACUCUCUCUCCUCACUCCUCAGUUUCCCAUUGUAACUGUAAGUCUCCCUCUCUCUCUCUCUCUCUCUCUCUAGAUACUCUACCUCCCCUCUAUAUAAUCAUCACGAUGACGGUCUUGAGGUCUAGAAAGAUACUCUCGCCGCCGCCGCCCAAAAUCCCAAAGAUGAAGGCGCCGAUUGAACCCACGACCCCCGCCAAAACCCUAGAGCUCUCGAGCCUUGGCUCGAUCGCUUCGACCCCUGCCCACCGAGGGUUAGGUUCCGAUUCAGCCUCUGUACUUCCACCUUCUAGACGGAGUCUCCGCCUCGUUUCCGUUCAGAACGUGGACGAAGUUAACCCUAGAAGUGUUACUGUCUCUAACCGUAAAAGAAAGGUUGUAGUAGUUGCUGCAAAUUCGGUGGAGGAUACGAGUGAGUGUGGAUUAAUGGCGAAUGUAGUAGGGAUUGAUGAAAAGCCUAGGGUUACUGAUGUUGGAGUUAUGAAGGUAAGGGUUUCUGAUAGGGUUUGGAACGGGAAUAUGGUUAAGGGAGAUUUGGAUUUCGAGACUGGGUACAGAAGGGAUGAAGUCGUUAUGGUAGACGAGGUUACGAUGGGUGUUAUCGGGUCAACUAGUGAUUUGAAAAGUUUUAGAGAGGUUAGAGGAAACGGGGUGAGUGAUGAAAAGGGGGAAGGGGAGAGGAAAUUAGGUAAUGUGGGUGGUUUAAGGACUUUGGAGUUGGUGAACGAGGAUUGUUCAGACAAGGGAAUCCUCAGGUUGCGAUCGGGGAAGAAAGUUACUAAAAGGAUAGUGGAGGGAAGUGUGGGAUUCAAGAACGUAGGAAUUGAUGAAGAGCCUAGGGUUUCUGAUAUUCGAGGGAAGAAGGUUAGGGUUUCUGAUAUUCUAGGGAAGAAGGUUAGGGUUUCGGAUAGGGUUGGAAUGAGGAGUAUAGUCGCGGGAGAGUUGGAUUUGGAGACUGAGGAGGGAAGGGAGGAAGUUGUGACUAAGGUAGACGAGGUUAUGAAGAGUGAAAUUGGGUCAACUUGUGUUAGAGGAAAUGGAGUGAGUGAUGAAAAGGGGGAAGGGAAGCGGAAAUUGGGUAAUGUGGUUGAUUUAAGGAAUUUGGAGUUGGUUAACGAGGAUUGUUCUGAUAAGGGAAUCCUCAGUUUGCGUUCAGGGAAGAAAGUUACUAAAAGGAUACUGGAGGGAAGUGGUGGUGAUGUUGGGAAGUUAGUUCAUGUCAAUAAUUGGGAGGGUGGUAUGGUGAAUAAGUCAGAGGGAUACCUGGGAGUUGUGUUGGAUAAUGUGGAAGUGAAAUUGGGUUGCAAAGUAGAGAUACCAGUUGGUAUUGGAUUGGACAAAGAUCACAUUGGUGAUGAUAAUGGUUCUGGCACUGACGCUCGACAGAGACUCGGCAGGGAAAAAAAAGGGAAGGGAAAAGUGUUCAAUGAUGAUUUGGCACCAAGUCAAAAUGAUGUUUUAGGUCCUGCUGAUUUGGCAGAAAAUAUUGAUGUGAAAGAAGAGAAAGAAUCAACUGCUGAUAGGGAUCCUGCUGUUAAGUCCAGACGUAGGCUCAGUAGGCAAGAAAAGGGGAAGGGGAAAGUAGUUGAGGAUGGGUUGUUGUCAAAUGGUAUUCCGGUGGUUGACUUGGAACUGGAACCUAACAUGGGAGAAUCAACUAAAAUUGCAGUUUCGGGUACGCACUCUUUGGUGGAUGAUGUAUCAAUUAUGGAUGGACAACAAGUGGCAGAGACUAAUAUAAGGGCAAACGUCAUGCAAGGAAGGGAUCCCAAGGCACGAUUCCGGGAUAUAGCCAAGAAAAAUGCAUCACGAUUUGCUCAUUUCUCUUCCAAAGAGGUAGAGGGAAACGGUUCCAUUGAUGAGGUUGAUAGGGAAAUGCCUGGAAUGGAAGCAGAGUGGGACAGUGAAGACUGGCCUGGUCCUUUUUCUACUGCUAUGAAGAUUAUUAGGGACCGGGAAAUGAAUAUGAACGUGCUACAGCAGAACUCCUGUUUGGAUAAAAGCAAACCUGCAUCUAUGGUGUGGGUUCCCAAGAAGGAUCAUAAUCCUGACCGCCCAAAGAUAUUGAUCCCCUCACUUCAAGACUUAUGCUUGGCGAUUCUCGCUAAAAAUGCCGAUGCAAUCACUUCACUUGAUAGUGUCCCUGAUAUGCUGAGACACAAGCUUAGUAAGAUGCUUUGUGAUUCUCGGAAAAUGAAUGGUCAUUUCCUUGACCUGCUUGUACACGGAUCACCUACAGAGAUUAGGAUACGCGAGUGUUCAUGUUUGACUGAGGAACAGCUAAUGAGUGCUUUUGAAGGGUGCGAACCCAGUAAAUUGACGGUGCUGCAACUGGACCUAUGCGGACGCUGUAUGCCUGACUACAUUCUGAAAGCCACCUUAGCUCGCUCACCAAAUAGCCUUCCUGCAUUAACUACUAUUUCAUUGAAUGGUGCAUACCGUCUUUUGGAUGCUGGGUUAAGUGCACUAGUCAUGUCUGCACCUGCUUUAAGAUCUAUAAGUCUCAGCCAGUGUUCCCUUCUCACCUCUGAUGGAAUCAAAAUCAUAGCUGAUUCAUUGGGAUCUGUUCUGAGAGAGUUGUACCUUGAUAAUUGCGAAAAUAUAGAUGCGGUGCUUAUUCUACCUGCAUUGUUGAAGCUAGAGCAUCUGGAAGUACUUUCGCUAGCUGGGAUUGAAACUGUUUGUGAUGAUUUUCUUGAUAAAUUUGUUGCGGUGCGUGGUCACCAUAUCAAGGAGCUUGUUUUGACUGACUGCAAGAAAUUGACCGAUGCUUCCUCGAAAGUUAUUGCAGACAAUUGUAAAGGGUUAUGUGCUCUCGACCUUGGUAACUUGCACAGACUGACGGAUUCCACAAUGGGAUAUCUGGCAAAUGGUUGUCGGGCAAUUCAAUCAUUAAAACUCUGCCGGAAUUCGUUCAGUGACGAAGCCAUUGCUGCAUACCUUGAAGCAUCUGGGGAGGCUUUGGAAGAUUUGUCACUCUAUCGUAUUAACAAGGUCAGUUACAACACUGCUGUAUCACUUGCCAGAUGUUCGGCUAAGUUGCUUAGCUUGGAUUUAUCAGGGUGUCGUAAUCUGCCAGACGAGGCUCUAGGAUUGAUAGUGGAUAGCUGCUUAUCGCUGAAAGUGCUCAAAUUGUUUGGAUGUACUCAGAUAACCAACGUAUUUCUGGAUGGUCACUCAAAUCCUCAUGUGCGGAUCAUCGGAUUGGAGACCCCGAUAUUAGAAAAUCUCAAGGUGCCUGAUUUUCUAGGUGGACCAUUGCAUUAUUCUUCUGUACGCUCUUGAGUGACACGGAUUUUGGCCUUGUGUUUGUCAUUCCACGCAGAAUAGUGCUAAAUUCCUCAUUUUGUGAAGACCUAUCUAAGUCUAGUGUAUUCCCUCUUUUUUGUAAUGGGAAAAUGCAAACCUUGCAAAAUGCAAAACUGAUGUUAUGUGUUUUGUUCAGCUGGGCACUUUUGAUAUUUCGGUGGCAGUGGCACAGCAGCUUUUUGGAUAGUGCUCAUGUAACAUUUUGUUUUGUAAUGGAUAAUUACUCGAAAUUAUGGACCAUUAUUUUCAACUUAUGCAAAGAUUCAGAAA